This is a messenger RNA of Malurus melanocephalus (red-backed fairy wren), 875 nucleotides long. RefSeq names its product keratin, type II cytoskeletal cochleal-like. The record is from RefSeq and is a predicted model, not a curated record. Lineage: Eukaryota; Metazoa; Chordata; Aves; Passeriformes; Maluridae. Gene Ontology annotation, cellular component: keratin filament. Gene Ontology annotation, molecular function: structural constituent of skin epidermis. The transcript has a single exon. Gene Ontology annotation, biological process: intermediate filament organization; keratinization. The annotation marks the transcript as partial.
UGUUCCCCGUGUCCCCCCGCUCAUUGCGACACCCGCCCGGGCACGGGGACGCGCAGGACGCGGGGCUCGGGGCUGCUUCAUCCCGCACAGGUGGCACAGGAGCGGAGCGGGGACACCACGCCAGGUGUGUCCCGUCCUGUCCCUUCCCGUCCCUUCCCUUCCCCGCGGCCCUGCCCUCGUCCCGCCGGAGGGUGGGAACGCGGCCAGGCACACCCAACUCGAGCCGUAAAAUGAUCCCUGCAAUGCCCUUGGGCCAAGCCCAGCUUUUCUAACGGAUAAAAGGGGAGGCAGCGGCAGCGCUCUCACUCCCCUGGGCGUCCAGCGCAGCUCCCCCGAGCUUUUUGCAAGAGCCAAGAGAGAUCCAGACCGUUCCUCGGAGCACCAUGUCCCGCUCUGUGACCUUCAGCUCCCGCUCGGCCGCCGGGCCAGCUCUGAGCCAGGUGCGGGUCAGCACCGUGUCCACCUCGCGGAGCUCCGGCCUCGGCCGCUCCGGUGGYUUCGGCAGCGCCAGCCUCUACAACCUGGGCUCGGCCAGCAAAAGAGUGUCCGUGGGAGGGGGAAGCUCCUUCAGCGUCCGUUCGGGCUACGGUUAUGGAGGACUGGGCUUCGGGGGCAGCCUCAGCCCCGGCGGCAUCCAGGAGGUCACCGUCAACCAGAGCCUCCUGACGCCCAUCAACCUGGAGAUCGACCCCAACAUCCAGAGGGUCCGCAAGGAGGAGAAGGAGCAGAUCAAGACCCUCAACAACAAAUUCGCCUCCUUCAUUGAUAAGGUGAGGGCUUGGGCUGGCUCAGAGCCCCUGGGGGUGCUGAAGAGCAGCUGGCACCCAAAACUGGCUGAAUCACCAAUGGGUUCAGGAUCAAUCUUGGAGAAUCUG